CCGCUGGGGAAGUCCUCCGAGUUGGGGAGAGCAGGAGCGGCUAAAUACUGUUGAUUUGGAUGAGAGACUCGAAGCGAAGAGAAAGAGAUCAUGACAUGGUGCAAUAACUCCGAUCCGGAGGGGAAAGCAAUUCAGAUUGUCGCCGGCGAUGCUUCUAGAGGCAACUGCAUAAUCGAUCCCCAAGGUAGCGCUGUCCGGACAGUAACGUGUCCUUCAUGCGGCCACAAUAUUGAAUUGCUAGAUCAGGGCAUGAUACAUGAUCUGCCGGGCUUACCGUCUGGGGUGAAGUUUGAUCCAAACGACCAAGAAAUUCUGGAACAUUUGGAGGCGAAAGCAGCGGCCGAUGCUCGUAAAAUACAUCCGCUAAUCGAUGAAUUCAUACCAACAUUAGAGGGAGAGAAUGGGAUCUGCUAUACCCACCCAGAGAAGCUACCAGGAGUGAGCAAAGAUGGGCAAGUUCGCCACUUCUUUCACCGACCUUCGAAGGCGUACACGACCGGGACCAGGAAACGGAGAAAAGUGCAUGGCGACACGGACGGGGGUGAGACAAGAUGGCACAAGACAGGGAAGACCCGCCCUGUCCUCAUUGGCGGGGCAGUGAGAGGGUUCAAGAAAAUCUUGGUACUCUACACGAAUUACGGAAGGCAAAGGAAGCCCGAGAAGACGAACUGGGUGAUGCAUCAGUACCACCUCGGUGACAAUGAGGAGGAGAAAGACGGUGAGCUGGUCAUGUCCAAGGUUUUCUACCAAACGCAGCCUAGGCAAUGUGGGGCGAGCGUUCGAGAUCCAUCGCUAGACAAGAGAUACACGAAGGAACAUCAGGUGUUGCACGGUACAAGCGUGGUCGAUUACUACAACUACAGCAAUCCUAAUUUCAUUUCUAAUUACGACCAAGUGAACCCAAAUAGAGAAAGCCCACCACAGUUGAUUCCGAAUUUGGUGGUACAAGGUGACGGGUCUUCGUUCAUCCAGUUCACACCGGAUGCAAGCAAGGGGAAGCUUGUAAGAAACAGAGAUGGAGGUGGUGGUUGAUUGGUCAGCUCAAGAAAUAUCAUUAUUGUUGCGUAACACCAACAAUAAGUUAUGUAUAUGCUUUCUUGAUUUUUAAUAUAUUUUUUUGGGUGAUAUUGACAAGGGAAGCUAAGUGGGAACAAGAGGAAAUUGCUGCUUUUCAGGCCGACGAAAAUCUGGGGAAGUUUUUUCUGGAUCAAGAUAGUAAGUUGGACGUGAAAUUUUAACUUCUGUCGAGUCCUUAUCUGUUUUAUUGUUUUGAAACUUUCACACGCAUUUGAUAGGAACACACAAUUGAUGAGAGACUUGGUUCCGUGGGAAUGCUCCAUUUAUGGAGACCCCGAUGAGAAUCUUGUAGAAAGGUCAUGAAAUUGAAUUAAAUCAUACUGUUUUGAGUUUGUGUUUA
Molecule: messenger RNA, 1417 nt
Organism: Eucalyptus grandis
Lineage: Eukaryota; Viridiplantae; Streptophyta; Magnoliopsida; Myrtales; Myrtaceae
Product: NAC domain-containing protein 73
Exons: 4
Coding region: 91-1032 (313 amino acids)
Biological process (GO): regulation of DNA-templated transcription
Cellular component (GO): nucleus
Molecular function (GO): DNA-binding transcription factor activity; transcription cis-regulatory region binding
Source: RefSeq, a predicted model, not a curated record